Zasmidium cellare ATCC 36951 is the source of this 555-nucleotide messenger RNA. RefSeq lists its product as uncharacterized. The record is from RefSeq and is a predicted model, not a curated record. Lineage: Eukaryota; Fungi; Ascomycota; Dothideomycetes; Mycosphaerellales; Mycosphaerellaceae. Bases 1 to 555 code for a protein of 184 amino acids. The transcript has a single exon.
AUGGCGUCGCAAGAAUCAAUGCAAGGGGGUGAAGGUGGCCUGCAUCUUCUUAGUCUACCGGCCGAGAUGCGCAACUUCAUCUACGCCGAGGUCCUCAUCUCCAACGAGAGGAUCAAAGUGACCAAGGACAACUAUCAGCAACCAAGCCUGUUACGUGUCAACCACCAGAUUCGCCACGAAGCACGUCCAAUCUACUACUGCCAGAAUAACUUCACAAUCGCCUGCCCUGACUUCGACGCCACAGCAUUGGUCGCUUUUCGCAUCCAAAGCAGAGAUGUUGCCCCUAGCAUGCUGGGAAUCGAUGGAAAGAAGCCGGCGAUAUCGCUCAAGUCGCCAACGCAUACACAGCCUCGCAACUGGUCCAACCUGUUCCGCUGGUUGGGCGCACUGCAUCAAGACGACUUUCUCAUCCGCUUCUCAACGAAAGGCGACCCAGGUCGACGAGUCGCUAGGGCUAUGAUGUUGGUGGCUGUCCAGCUCCACAGCCUGUCUUGGAGAAGAGUCAAGCACAUUUUGCGGGACGUUGCAUCAGCGCACCAUGUGAUGUGGACCUGA